GUCAAUUGUCUCGGUAAGGUAUAAUAAGUUCCUUGUGUCACUUGUAAAAUUUUGUUAUUGUGGCAUGACACGUCUCGAACUUACCAACUCAUUUAUAUUAGAAAUGACAGUAUUGGAGUCUUGUUGCCCUGAAAAAAUUUUAGGAGACACUCGUGAACGUGACCGAUGUCACACAAAAAGCUUAUGAUGAAAAAAGUAUUUUGCUAAUCUCGUUGUGAAAUAUUUCGCUGCAAUCUCAGAUGGGCAAACUAGUUAUCGUUAUAUAAAAAUUGCGUCGGGUUGCUGCAAUCCAGCGAUCCAAAUAGACGUUACUGCUGCAAUCUGUGUCUAUUUCUCGUGGUUAAGCAAUGCACAGCCUCCUGUAAAAUAUGGAGCGUGAGCAAUGCAAUCUCUUUACUAUCCAUCUUUGGAUUGUUUCGAUGAAGCGAGGGGUGUUUUGUGGUGGGUCGCGUUGCCCGGUUGUUAUAGAUAUUAAUCAAACUCAAUAAAUAGUGAAGAAGUUAUUUAAUAGUGUAUAUUAUAUUUCAACGCAGGACUGUUGCACACAUGAAGAUGACGGCAGGAAACACCAAAGUCGUUCAAAUAACAAAUAUUGCGCCACAGGCAACAAGAGAUCAAAUGCAAACAUUAUUUGGAUAUUUAGGAAAGAUAGAAGAUAUUCGCCUAUAUCCUACAAUUCGUGAUGUUGCUGUUCCUGUACAGUCUCGCAUUUGCUAUGUGAAAUUCCAUGAUCCAGUUUGUGUUCAAGUUGCACAGCAUAUGACAAACACAGUGUUUAUAGACCGUGCACUUAUAGUUAUUCCAUUCCAGAAUGAAAUUCCAGAUGAACAGAAGGCACUGGAGCUAACAAAUCAAGGAACCAGUCUUUUUCCAACAGCAGAACCAAAACUUCCACCAAAUGUAACAAAUCAGCUGGAGGGUGUACCACCAAACCAAGUUAUUACCACACAUGAUCCAAAACUGAUUGCCAAUGGUCUACCGCCAUAUCCUCCUCUUCCGGCAACAUUAGACUCGAGGAAAAUAGAGGAGAUACGAAGAACAUUAAUUGUAACAAAUAUUGAACAGUCUUUAGGUGCGCAAGAUCUAAUGGAGUUUUUUUCCACUGCUGGCGAAGUGAAAUAUAUGAGAUUUGGUAACAGAGAAGGGGAUAUGGAGCGAUAUUUGCUUAUUGAAUUCACAGAUCAGGCUACCAUAAUUCCAGCACUGAAACUUAGUGGGAAAGAUGUAAAUGGAAGGCCGAUAAAAGUUUAUCACUCGACACAAGCUAUUGUGAAACCACAAGCUAAAAGUAAUGAGGCUGCACAGAAAGAAAUUGAGGAAGCAAUGACUAGAGUAAAAGAAGCCCAGAAUUUAAUUUCAGCUGCCAUUGACCCUGUCAUUGGUCUACUAGCAAAGGAAAAAAAACGAAGUCGCAGUGGAUCUAGAGGGCGACGAUCCAGGUCACUUUCCCGCGGAAGGAGGAGAUCAAGAUCCCGUAGCAGAAGAUCACGUUCAAGAUCAAGAAGACGAUCCCGCAAUAGGGGCCGAUCAAGAUCUAGGCGUUCACGCUCUAGAUCAUCGAAACAUUCACGCUCAAGGUCAAGGAAGAGGAAAUCCCGUAGUCCAGGAAGAAGGCGCAGAAGCCGCUCUAGAAGUCGUUCUAGAAGCAGAAGACGCUCACGUUCCAGAUCAAGGCGGUCAAAGUCAAAAUCUUCAAAAAGUCAUGAUAAAUCAAAAGACAAGAAAGAAGAUAAGAAAGACUCCAAAAAAGAGAGCUCUAAGAAGGAUAAAGAGGCUGACAGUGAGACCAAAGCAGACAGCUCAAGCAAUGCAGAAAAGGAAACCUCUGAUCAAACUGCUAUACAGAACUCUGACACAAAAGAUCACGAUAAAGAUAAAGAUCAAGAUAAGGAUAAGGAUAAGGACAAAGACAAGGACAAGGACAGGGACAGGGACAAAGAAAAAGACAAAGAUAAAGACAAGUCUAAAAGUAGGAGUAAGGAGAAAAGUAAAGAUAAGAGUUCUCGUGAGAAAUCAAAAUCAUCAAGAGGAAGAUCAUCAUCACGUUCAAAGUCACGACAUCGAUCUCCACGGAGAAAAAGCCGUUCGCCACGGAAGAAAAGCCGGUCUCCUUCUCGAAGAAAAAGCCCAUCUCGACGUAGAAGUUCAUCUCGGUCCCGCAGAAAAAGUCGGUCACCUCGCAGAAGUCACAGCAAACAUUCGCCAUCACGUAAGCGGUCCCGAAGUCGCUCAAGAUCCAGAAGAGAUUCUGACAAAAAGAGAGAGAAAGAAAAGAGCAGUGAUGACAGGAAAGACAAAGACAAAGACAAAGAUAAAGACAGAGAAAGCGAUAGGGACAAGAAGAAGAAAGAUAAGAAAGAACACGCGGAGAAAGAAAGUGAUUCUGGAUCCUCUUCAAAAGUUCCACGGAACUAUGAUGAGGAGGAAGAAGGUUUCGAUACAAAUGAACGGGAUAAAGGGGAUAAAAGUGAAAAGAGUAAUACAAAAGCUGUUGAACAGAGCAACACGGGAGAAACAGUUGCUAACAAAGGUGUUUCAGAAAAAGUGGGUGAUGGAAACUCCUCUCAGGCUGAUGGACUAUCAGAUGGAAAGGAUAGUAGAACUCCAAAUGGGAAGGUACAGCAAAGGGAGAUGCAGGAGGCGGGACAAAGUGAUGCAGAUGAUAUGGACAUUUCUACUUCUCCUUAGCGUUUUCGGUACAUCCAUAAUUGUCUGUGAAAUGGAAAAAAUACACAGAGCUUGAACAUUUUGUGAGGAACUACAUGCUUACUGUAAAAGUAUGUGCAGUUUGUUAGAAAGUGAUAAAUUUUUUCUUAUAUGUAUUCUUACAUAUUUGUAAGUUAAAGGAAUUCAUUCAACCUCAAAAAUGGUACUGUUCCACUUUUUUCAUAUUUUUGUUGCUUUUAAGUGAUGUGCUGUAGAAUAAAAGGAGGAUUCUAUUGUAUUUCUGAUACGCAAUGCACCUAUAAAGAGGUUGAGCCAGUAGUUGGAAGCUUUUUGGGUCUUAUUUCAUUUGUAAUUUAUUACAAUACUGCAACAGAUGAGAUGCAUAUUUCAGGUUUCAGUUGAUUAAUCUGAUUUGCAUGUGUAUACAAUUGAUUAGUAAUAAUCCACUUGAUUUGAUUCUGUGUUUAAGAAUACCAAAUUGUGAAUUACUAAAGAAGCUGGAAUGGAUCAGGGAUACUUUGGUUUUGUGUUUUUAUAUACACCAAAAACAUUUUAUGAAAACUGUGUAAAUUGGUGCGAGCACUGUGAAUAAAAUGGGUUGUAAAAAAAGUCUAAACAUCUAAAUGAGAUUGAAAAUGUUGAAUUUUAUAAUUUUACACAAUUCUUUUUAAUAAGAGAAAACUAGAUAGCAUGGUAUUGUGACAUCUUUUUGGUUUAGGGCAUAGCAUUUGCUGCAUAAAGUGUCAGUGAUGUAUGUAUGUGUAUACUACUAAAAUCGGUCAGCAUGUAAUUACUCUGUGGAACAUUAAAAUUCUAUUAAUGUUUCUAUAGAUUUUACCUGGGAUCCUUUGAAGAAAUUCUGUGGCGCUCAUUUGUGGUUUACCUUUUAUGUGACAGUACAAGUAACGUGCUAAAAAUAAUACAAAAUAUGGUAAUUUUAUGUUAAAAAUUAAUGUUUUGUGAAAGAAUUUAUAGUCAAGUUGUAAAUAUGAAUUGAAUAUAAACUGUAAAAUUUUGUGAUAUGAAAUUCCAUUGCUGUAUAUAAAUAACACACUUUUGUAUGUAAAUAUUGCAUUUCUGGUGAAGAAAAUGUUUAUAAACUUAAAGAGGAGAAUGAAUUUUAAUGCUACAGAGA
Molecule: messenger RNA, 3802 nt
Organism: Schistocerca gregaria
Lineage: Eukaryota; Metazoa; Arthropoda; Insecta; Orthoptera; Acrididae
Gene: Srp54
Product: serine/arginine-rich splicing factor 11
Exons: 2
Coding region: 547-2688 (713 amino acids)
Cellular component (GO): nucleoplasm
Molecular function (GO): RNA binding
Source: RefSeq, a predicted model, not a curated record